AUGUCGACAAGAACGGAUGAUAUGUCUGGCUUGGAUUUCACUGCCCCUGGGGCAUCGCGUCGCGCGGAAGCCGUUCAUCUGCCAGAUUUCUCCGAGGACGAUUACGACGAGAUUCGUUUCAUCAAUGAACACUUCUUCAACGAGCAAUCCUUGGCCAACAUCGACGACGUCAUUGAUGAGCUGGAAAAUAAAAUUGCUGCGUAUGACGACAGUUUGCAGAAGGUUUGUUCUUCAAGUUUGGCCGAAAUAUGCUUGAACGACGGUCAAAUGUCCUCCGUUCUUGGAGAUGUAUCUGUUCAAUGUGAGGCUCUUUUUAGGUUCGGUAUCGACGACGAAUUGAAUGCAAGGAAGGGCAAGCUAAUUUUCUGUUCAUUUCAGGUUGUUCGACAACAAAUCGAUAUCGGGAAAAUCGGCGAGGAAACGACGAGCAAGGCAGUUGCGGGCAUUGAAGAACUCAUGACGAAAACUGCUUCUGUCAUGACCCAAAUCCGAGAAUCUGAAGAAAUGGUGGAACACAUAACGGCCGAAAUAAAGGCUUUCGAUCGAGCCAAACGCAAUCUCAACACGUCGAUUUUGACCCUGAAUCGAUUGAACAUGCUCUCUGGAGGUCUCAAUCAACUCAAAUCGCUCACCGAUCAGAGCAAAUACUUGGAAAUAACGAAAGUCAUGUCCGGCGUUCAAAAUGUCCUGGAACCUUUCGAAAACUAUAAAGACAUUCCACGGAAGAAGCGCCCAGGAAUCAGACAACUUGCCGAAGCGUGUCUGGUUGUCGGUCAUCUGGACUCAAGGGUACAAAGUGAACUGCUAAAAUGGGUCGUCGAAGGGCAGUUGGUAGAGUACAAACACUUAUUCGGGGAAAACCAAGACGUCGGCUGGCUGGACAAAAUCGAUCGGAGAUUUGCCUGGUUCAAGAAAUUUUUGCUCGACUUCGAAGAACAGUAUGGCAGGAUUUUUCCGCCGUCCUGGAAUGUUUCCGAGCACAUGGCUGUGGGUUUUUGCGAGGCAACGAGGAAUCAUUUACAGAAUGCGAUGUCAAACCGCAAGCAGGAGAUAGACGUUAAAUUAUUAUUGUUCGCCAUUCAAAAAACGAUCGCGUUCGAACAACUUUUGGAAAAGCGAUUCGGUUCACCAGAACCAGCUAGCAACCCUUUCGAAGAACCUGAAGCUGGCAAAAAUCCUUUUGGAGAGGAAAGUGAAGUGUCUUGUGAUUCACAGAAAGAAGCAGUGAAACAAGAGAAGCAACCUAGGAUUCCUUUUCCACGAAUGAUCAGCGGAUGUUUUGAAAACUUCUUAUUCGUGUACGUCGAAGGUCAAGACAAGAAUUUGACUGAACUAAUCAACCAAUUUCAAAUUGACAUCAAGUCUCAAGGGUUUCCUUGCAAGCGUCCUACAUCCGAAGAAAGCUCGCUUACCUUGUCUAACGCUGCGGAUUUAUUUCUUUUCUUCAAGAAAUGCAUGGUUCAGUGCACGCAGCUUACCCGUGGACAGCCGUUGCUUUCCCUCAGCGCAGUUUUUCAAAAGCACUUGCGUGAUUAUGCAAACAAGAUUUUGCAAGCGAAUCUUCCUCGACCUGCAACAACGGCAUCGAGUCUCGUUACGAUGUCAAGUUUAACGAAGGACUUCCGCGAAAUGUCCACGCAAGGACUCAUCCAGAAUUUUUCGAACCUCCUGAAAGAUUCUACUGGUGGCGCGACUGAAGUUGCGAAGUUCAGUCGAGAAGAGAUUUGCCGGAUUUGUAGCGUCCUCGCCACUACUGAUUAUUGUUUGGAGACCUGUCAGCAAAUGGAGAUCAAGCUUAAGGAAAAACUAGAUCCCGUUUACCGCCGCAGCCUGGAUUACUCCUCGGAACUUGAUGUGCUGAACGGGCUGAUCCUCACGUGUAUGCAGUUGCUCGUCCAGGACUUGGACAACCAAUGUGAGCCAAAGCUGUCGUCCAUGAGCAAAGUUGCGUGGAGUAAUGUACACGGGGUUGGCGAUCAAAGCCAAUACGUGUCAGGCAUCGAAGCUGUGUUGAAGCAGAACGUUCCUCUGAUUCGAGACUGUUUGGGUGCCUCGAGGCGCUUCUUCCUUCAGCUUUGCACUCGCUUCGCGAACGUUUUCAUUCCCAAGUUUGUCCAGCAGUUGUUCAAGUGUAAACCCUUGGGCACUCUGGCCGCUGAACAACUUUUGCUCGAUACGCAUAUGCUGAAGGAGCUGUUGUUGAACCUCCCUGUGUUGGAAUGCACAGUCGUUCGUAAAGCCCCAAGUUCUUACACCAGGAUCGUACUUAGCGGUAUGGGCAAAGCUGAAAUAUUAUUGAAAGUUGCUAUGACACCGACCGACAAUCAGAAAAAGUUUGUGGAGCAGUACGUUGCACUGAUGCCGGAAUCUGCUGAUGUCCAAGAAUUCCACAGAAUUCUUGAAAUGAAAGGAGCUAAGAGAGCUGAAAUCUCUCAGCUCAGUCAGCAAUUUCAGGCUCUGGUUGAAGAGAGAAGCAAACAGCAAGUAGUCAGACAGUCUUCCCGUCAGGAUUUGGCCCUGUCAACUGGAAGUAGCGAAACCGGAUUUACUUUCAGUGACGGUAGUGUCGAGGGUGAAGUUCCCAGAAGUUCGGACCCAAGCGGAACUCUCAGCGACGCAGCGUCGUCCGCGUUGCUCAUGGCCGCGCAAAGGCUGUUGAACGAACAACCAGAUGUCACCCCUUCAGCACGGGUCCAGCGUCUGGAAAACAUCAUCAGAAAAAAGCGAGACGGCAUCGGAUUGUGAUCCUUCGCUACCCGCGAAAAUUUCCUGACGUACACGGGUUGUCGUAUGGGUCACAAUAUUUUCCCAAAUGGCUUCUCGGCCAAAAUCUUGUGAUUCGCGUCCUUGCGCAUCCGUUUUAUUUUUGGGAUUUCCGCAGCAGUCGGUUAAAUGUGUUGGUUACAUUUACGAUUUCUCCGAGAAAUUUUAGUGAUCGACUUGGUUUUUAACUCUGGCCAGUCAAAUUACGAUAGGACCUCUGAUCGAGGAAACGGGGAAAUUCUGAUGAGUUUUUGGUUUUAAAGAGAAAUUGUCAUUAUUUCUGAAAGAGAUGGAAUUUGUGCUGCUUGAAUUAACGUUGAUGAAUAUGAUGGUGGUGGUGAAGUUUCGAUUUAAAAAAAUCUUUAAUAUUAUAUAUUGUCUUCUCAACUAAAUAAUUUGGGCACUUCGGGGAAAAUACCGUAUCAAAAAUGGGAGUGCAGUACAGUACAGUAUUUUCAAGUGAAUUUCAGCUGUUAUUUCUUUGUACUGCUACAUGUCAUAAUUGUAUGUUCUUGAAAGGAAACCGCGCUUGCUGUAAUUGCUUCAUAUAUCCAUGCGAUGUUAUGAACCCUUAUUUGUUUGCUUUAUAAAAAAGAAUAUGAGAAAUGAUGUUUUUAGUUCGGUGCAUGAUCGUUUCCCAAUGGAGGAUGUGCAGUGUUGACGUUUUCCUAGAAAUGGAUCCUAUAAUCGUGCAAUCUUAUGAGUGGAAAUUGUGGACAUUCCCCUGCAUCGCGUUUGGUGAUUCAAAAGUCCCGAAUGGAAGUGGUUUGGCGGAUUUCUUGGAAUAUUUUGACGGUUAUUCAGCAAAUGGAAUGUUAUUCACGAUAAUUUCAUCAAGUUUAUUUGCAUUUGGAUUUCCUCCUCGUUUGGUCGCUGAGUGCUGAAAGGCAGUUGCAUAUUUUGUAUGCUUUUUGAUUCUGCCAGAUAUCAGAAUGUCAAAAGUUUGGCGUUUGUUCGAAGUAAUUUCCAGCGGAUUGGACUUGCUCAUCGUGGCAUUCCUGCAUUUCGUCACCUUGCAGCAUUUUUCUCCGCGGUGUUUUGUAGGCUGUCAUGAGUUGUAAUAGUUCUCUUAUUUCCUGUUCCAUUUUGACGCAGAGAGGAAAAGACAAGUUCUUUUCCAGAGCUACCAUCUAAUAAAUCUUUUUAUUUAAGUAAAUCAAAUAACAUUAUUAUUGAAAAAUUGGUUUUUCUUCAAUUUGGGUUUGAUCACAUCGAUCAGAAAAAAAAGAAUAUUCGACAAACCUUGCCAACUGUUACCUCAUCUUUGCCCUACGAAUUCUGCUAGCAUAGUUUGAAAUUUGGCGAAAAGAUUGUAUUCCAGGAGUUUAAAUUAUGUUCCACUUAAAUCUGUAAACUCGGGCCAGGUGUCCCGUGAUCGACGCUCUGUGUCUUAUAAAAUAAAAAAUUAUCUAUUUCUUUAGAACUUAUGGCUGCCUAGAAUGAUUUGUCUCAUUUACCAUUUUACCUGGAUUAAAAAAUCUAUAUUUUUGCUAUUGAAAUGAAUGAAGGGCAGAUAAAACAAGUAUUCCACAAAAUGUGCGUCAUAAAGAAUCUGGAGGAAUCAAAAUACGGAUUCGAAAAAUCAUCUAGUUUUUCUGAUGGACGUAGAAAUAUAGAGCCAUAAAAUUGAGGAUAAUUAAAAAAGGGAAACUUUAAGUUAUCCUAUAGCUCUCAAUACAAGAGCCUACUUUUCAAAGGGGAUCCCUGUUGAAAAUGAGUCUGCUCUUUUUAUUCCUCCCGCUGUGUGAGAUUUUAAUAUUCGUCUUGCUGAAGGAGGUUCAAGUAAUUUUAGCGACCGGACGACGGAGAGCGGAUGAUUUUUAAAUUCGUGUGCUUCAUGUUUUUGCUAAUGCUGAAAUAAAUUUGCGAUCGUCAGGACGAAAAUGGAAUAGGUCGUG
Notodromas monacha is the source of this 4661-nucleotide messenger RNA. NCBI's taxonomy places the organism in Eukaryota, Metazoa, Arthropoda, Ostracoda, Podocopida, Cyprididae. The record is from the annotation of a GenBank genome assembly.